Molecule: messenger RNA, 2626 nt
Organism: Cucurbita pepo subsp. pepo (vegetable marrow)
Lineage: Eukaryota; Viridiplantae; Streptophyta; Magnoliopsida; Cucurbitales; Cucurbitaceae
Source: RefSeq, a predicted model, not a curated record
CGCAGCACCGCCCGUCGUUUUGUCAGCGAAUGGUCUCUCAUGGUAGCCUCUGCCUCAUUACCGACCAACAACUACCGGCAAAUAUCAACUUCCGAUCACCGGACUCGUUCUUCUACUCCUCUGUUCUUCCGUUUUCGAACUCAAAAGAAAGAUCCAUUUGAACGGCUGGUUCACAUUGCUUUACUUCUCCUACCUUCUGACUCUUCUCUCUGGAAGCUCGAAACAAGUUAAGAUCCUUCCUUAGUGAUUCUUCAAUUGUACAAGCUGUAAGUUCUAAGUGCUUCUCGCGAAAUUGGCUUUUCACAAGCCCCCUGGCUUAAAUUAUACCAAUGUGCAUGUGAGUUAAGAGCUACCAUUACUCAGUUCGAGCACUUUUGGUCGAUUGCUUGGUAGCUACAAUUGAAAAGGAGUUCUUGUAUCGUAGUUUUUCUUUCAGCUUCGAGCAUAAAUCUGGUCCAAGAUUUAGGUCUGUGUCUAUAACUUGAGGAAUUGGGACAAAGAAGCUCUGGACAGCAUAUGAGUUUUGUUUCCGUGCUGUAACCUUCCGUGAGGCCCGUGUCGGUCAAAUGCAUGUUAUUUUCGCUUGUGGAGUCCAUUUUCUUACAGAGGGAGUUUCUUAAAAUGAAGUGGUAGCAAUCAUAACUGUAAAAGAGAAGAAAAAUGAAGAGGUGGUAUGGAGGAACAUUGAUACUGGCACUUGCCACAAUCUUGGCUUUGCGUUAUGGCCUUAUGAAUAUCCAGCCUAAAAAGCAAUCGGCAUAUGAUUUUUUCAGAAAUCAUCCGACCGAAGAUUCUCAUAGUAAAAACAGUGACUCUUUGGAAGCUGAAGUAGUAAAAACAUCAGAGCGGCCUCAUCUUAUUCAUAUUGAAGGACUUCGUUAUCUAAUUGCUCCGGAUAAUAUUACUAAGCGAGCGUCAGAGGCCUUACUUCUGUGGUCUCAUAUGCACCCCCUGCUGAUGAGGUCUGAUGCUUUACCUGAAACAGUACAAGGGGUUAAAGAGGCUUCCAUAGCAUGGAAUGAUUUAUUGUCAGCUAUUAAGGCAGAAAAGACCAUUAAAGUUGGCAAUACCAACAACUCAAAGGCUGAAAUAUGCCCUUCCUCUGUUACCUCACCUGACAAAAUUGCACCAACUGGGGGAAUCGUUCUUGAGAUCCCUUGUGGUUUAGUUGAGGAUUCUUCUAUAACCCUGGUUGGCAUACCUAAUGGACAGCAAGGGGGCUUUCAGAUUGAACUGUUAGGCUCUCAGGCUUCCGAAGAGCCAAAUCGCCCUAUUAUCUUGCAUUACAAUGUCAGUUUGCCUGGUGAUAAUAUGUCUGAGGAAUCAUUUAUAGUUCAAAAUACAUGGACUGAUGAACUUAAGUGGGGCAAAGAAGAGAGAUGUCCUACUCAUCUGUCAGCAAGCUCUCAUCAAGUUGAUGGACUUGUUCUUUGUAAUGAGCGUGUUCUCCGAAGCACCGGAGCAGAAAAUAUCAGCAUGCAUCAUAAUAAUGAUGAUACCCUAACUAAUGUUUCCAGAGGGCAAUCUCAUGAAAGUACCAACUUUCCAUUCAUAGAGGGGAAUUUGUUCACUGCAACAUUGUGGAUUGGUUUGGAAGGAUUCCAUAUGAAUGUCAAUGGACGACAUGAAACCUCAUUUGAAUAUAGGGAGAAACUUGAACCGUGGACAGUCAAUCAAGUCAAGGUAACAGGUGGUCUGGAUCUUCUCUCUUCCUUUGCUAAAGGCUUACCAGUCUUUGAAGAUCAUGAUUUUAUUAACUCUUCCCACCUUGGAGCUCCUCCUAUUCCGAAGAAAAGACUUCUGAUGCUGGUCGGGGUUUUUUCUACUGGAAAUAAUUUUAAGCGUCGUAUGGCAUUGAGAAGGACUUGGAUGCAAUACAAGAUCGUACGUAGUGGUGAUGUAGCGGUCCGAUUUUUCAUAGGCUUUGACAAGAAUGCACAAGUAAAUUGGGAGCUCUGGAGAGAAGUGGAAGCUUAUGGUGAUAUUCAGUUGAUGCCUUUUGUUGAUUAUUACAGUCUGAUCACUUUGAAAACAAUUGCAAUUUGCAUUUAUGGGACCAAGAUCCUUCCUGCAAAAUAUAUCAUGAAGACAGAUGAUGAUGCGUUUGUUAGAAUUGAUGAAGUUCUUUCUGGACUAAAGAGCAGGCCAGCUUCUGGCCUUCUGUAUGGUCUUAUUUCCUUUGAUUCAUCACCCGAUAGAGAUAAAGACAGCAAGUGGCAUAUUAGUAUGGAGGAAUGGCCAAAUGCGACAUACCCUCCAUGGGCGCAUGGUCCAGGCUACGUCAUAUCACGAGACAUCGCUAAAUUCAUUGUCCGAGGCCACCAGAGUAGAGCCCUCAAGCUUUUUAAGCUGGAAGAUGUUGCAAUGGGCAUAUGGAUUGAGCAAUUCAGCAAGGGUGGCAAGGAGGUACAGUACAUAAAUGAAGAAAGGUUUUACAACUCCGGCUGUGAAGCCAAUUACAUUCUUGCUCAUUACCAAAGCCCAAGAUUGGUACUAUGCCUUUGGGAAAGGCUUCAAAAACAAUUUGAAUCCACUUGCUGUGAUUAGUAUUUAUUGGAUAAUCAUGAGUUUGUUUUAUGGAGUACUUUUAAUUUACGAGUUUAUGGCAGAGAAUACUUUUUUUCUA